UUCAUCGAGACAUGGAUCCAGCCACGUUGCAAGUCUUCCAGCAGGAACUCACAUGCCCAAUUUGCAUGAACUUCUUCCUAGACCCAGUUAGGAUAGACUGUGGACACAACUUUUGUAGAUCCUGCCUUUCUCUGAGCUGGGAGGAAGCCGAGACUCCCAUGUGCUGCCCAAUGUGUAAGGAGAUGUCAGAGAAGACAAACUUCAAAACCAAUGUCGUGCUCAAGAAGCUGGCUUCUGCUGCCAGAAAGUACCAAUUGAACCAGGUCACCAGGUUGCAGGAGCAGGUCCCUGGUGAGCAGACAGAAGCAGCAGGGCUCCUCACAGAGGUGGACAAGAGCCUGCACUAUCAGCCUCUCUCUGGAUGCCCACAGCCAGAGAUACAUGACCACACCAUGAUGGAAUGUGCUGCUGAGGAGUCCCGGGAAAAGCUUUUAAAGGAAAUGAAUACUUUAUGGGAACUGAUCCAGGAAUUGAAAAACAAUGUGACAGAGGAAAUUAAAAAGACUCAUUCAUUCAAGGAAUAUGUGUCCUUAAGGGAGCUGAUGAUCAAAGCUCAGUACCAGAAGUUGCGUAUAUUUCUCCACGAGGAGGAGCAACUGCAGCUGCAGGCCCUGCACAGAGAAGCACAGGAGAUUUCCCAACAGCUCCAGGGUAGUGAAAUGAGAAUGACCCAACAGAAACACCAGGUGAUAAACACGUACAGAGAGCUGGCUGAGGUGUGUCACAAGCCUGACAUGGAGUUACUCCAGGAUAUGCAGAGUGUAUUAGAAAGAGCAGAGCUGGUGCAGACGCUCCGUCUCCAGGGGGUGAACCCAGAGCUGACAUUGCGGAACAUCACUGGACUCAGAGAGAUGCUAAACAACUUCAGAGUGGAUAAUGGUCUGAGGAAGGAAGUGGCCCGCCGCUAUGUAAGCUUCUCUGAAGAUCUCAGAAGCACAAUAUUUGGAGAAGAACAUCGCAGUGCUCCCAACCAUUCCCAGAGAGCAGAGAGCUUUGCUGUGUGGGGUGCUCAGACCUUCACCUCUGGCCAACAUUACUGGGAGGUGGAUGUGUCAUCCUCUUCCAACUGGAUUUUGGGAGUCUGUUAUGAUUCCAGCACAAGUGAUACCAGCGACAUUAUUCAUUUUGAAGAAGCAUUUCUCCUGGCCUCCCUGAAGAGUAACAACCAUUACAUCCUCUACACCAGUGUUCCACCCUUAACUCACUAUGUGAAGAGGCCCCUGAGUAUGGUUGGGGUGUUUCUGGAUUGUGACCAUGGAACAGUGGGUUUCUAUGAUGUUGACAAAGGUUCCCUCAUACAUUGUAACGUUCCAACCCAGUUUACUUCUCCUCUGAAUCCCUUUUUUUGGCUUGGUCCCCCAUGACAUGUCAGGUUUGAUGAUGAUUCUUUGU
This is a messenger RNA of Oryctolagus cuniculus (rabbit), 1392 nucleotides long. RefSeq names its product tripartite motif-containing protein 64. NCBI's taxonomy places the organism in Eukaryota, Metazoa, Chordata, Mammalia, Lagomorpha, Leporidae. The record is from RefSeq and is a predicted model, not a curated record. Gene Ontology annotation, molecular function: protein binding.